UCCAAUGGCGUCCAUCAACUGCUGCUACUCCUUGGUGUUGGUGGUGGUUGCACUUGUCUCGGCGCCGUUGGCCGCCGUGGCCGGCGACCCGGACAUCCUCACCGACUUCGUCGUGCCGACCUCGAUGAUCGGCAUGCCACCGAUGAACAUCACCGGCGACUUCUUCACCUACACCGGCUUCGGCGCCGCCAUGAACAUGACGCCGAUGCCGAUGCCGAUGCCGGGAAUGCAGAACUUCACGGUGACCAAGGCCACCAUGAUGGAAUUCCCUGCGCUCAACGGGCAGAGCGUGGCCUACGCCAUGCUCAAGUUCCCCUCCGAAUCCGUCAACCCGCCGCACACCCACCCCCGGGCCGCCGAGCUGCUGCUCGUCCUUGACGGCGCGCUCUCCGUCGGCUUCGUCGACACGGCCGGCAAGCUCUACACGCAGGACCUGGCUGCCGGCGACAUGUUCGUGUUCCCCAAGGGACUGGUGCACUACCAGUCCAACCCGGGGCAAAGCCACGCCGUCGCGCUCUCCGCAUUCGGCAGCUCCGCGCCCGGCACCGUGUCCGUGCCCGUCACCGUCUUCGGCACCGGCGUCGAUGACGCUGUGCUCGCCAAGUCAUUCAAGACCGACCUGCCCACCGUGCAGAAGCUCAAGGCCGCGCUCACUCCACCUCCCAAGAAGUGAUUCAUGACUCAGGAUACAUGCUCUUGUUGCUGUCAGUGUGUCGAUCGACGCCGCCAUGAACUAAUAAGGCUAUGAGCUAGUGAGUGAUGAUGGAAUAAUACGCUUGUUGUGAUGUCGUCUAGUAGGCAACUACCAAGUACUGCGUACUAU
Hordeum vulgare subsp. vulgare (domesticated barley) is the source of this 823-nucleotide messenger RNA. Its product is annotated as germin-like protein 9-3. NCBI's taxonomy places the organism in Eukaryota, Viridiplantae, Streptophyta, Magnoliopsida, Poales, Poaceae. The transcript has a single exon. The coding region runs from base 5 to 673 and encodes 222 amino acids. Gene Ontology annotation, cellular component: cell wall. The record is from RefSeq and is a predicted model, not a curated record. Gene Ontology annotation, molecular function: manganese ion binding.